AAGCGAGAAGCGGCACCAUGGCCGGCAAGAAAGUCUGCAUUGUAGGCUCUGGCAACUGGGGCUCAGCCAUCGCCAAGAUUGUGGGUGGCAAUGCAGCCCAGCUGGCAGGCUUUGACCCACGGGUGACCAUGUGGGUGUUUGAGGAAGACGUUGGGGGUAGAAAGCUGACAGAGAUCAUCAACACACAGCAUGAGAAUGUCAAGUACCUGCCAGGGCACAAGCUGCCUGCCAACGUGGUGGCUGUCCCAGAUGUGGUCCAGGCUGCAGCAGAUGCUGACAUCCUGAUCUUCGUAGUGCCCCAUCAAUUCAUCGGGAAGAUCUGUGAUCAACUCAAGGGCCACCUGAAGGCAGAUGCCAUUGGCAUAUCCCUUAUUAAGGGGGUAGACGAGGGCCCCCGCGGGCUGAAGCUCAUCUCUGAAGUGAUUGGGGAGCGCCUUGGCAUCCCCAUGAGCGUGCUGAUGGGGGCCAACAUUGCCAGCGAGGUGGCUGAUGACAAGUUCUGUGAGACAACCAUUGGGUGCAAGGACCUGGCCCAGGGACAGCUUCUAAAAGAACUGAUGCAGACUCUCAACUUCCGCAUCACAGUGGUGCAAGAGGUGGAUACAGUAGAGAUCUGUGGAGCCUUAAAGAACAUAGUGGCCGUGGGGGCUGGCUUCUGUGAUGGGCUGGGCUUUGGUGACAACACCAAGGCGGCAGUGAUCCGACUGGGGCUCAUGGAGAUGAUCGCCUUCGCCAAGCUCUUCUGCAGCGGCCCUGUGUCCUCUGCCACCUUCUUGGAGAGCUGUGGUGUUGCUGACCUCAUCACUACCUGCUACGGAGGGCGGAACCGCAAGGUGGCUGAGGCCUUCGCCCGAACAGGAAAGUCCAUUGAGCAGCUAGAGAAAGAGAUGCUGAAUGGGCAGAAGCUGCAGGGGCCCCAGACAGCCCGGGAGCUACACAACAUCCUCCAGCAAAAGGGCCUGGUGGACAAGUUCCCUCUGUUCACGGCUGUGUACAAGACAUGCUAUGAGAAUCAGCCAGUGGGUGAAUUCAUCCACUACCUGCAGAAUCAUCCAGAACAUUUGUGAGCGGGGCCGGGGCCCAGGCCAGGCAGCUUCUUUACCCCAGUGGAGACAGGGAGAAGCUUGGGGUGCCUGGUCACCAGGAUCUCUGAGACUUCCCACGAUGCACCCUCUUCUCAGCUUUUCACUGGAGGACAGGACGCUGUGGGCCCAACUACCUGCCUGGAGAUCCUGAAGCACCAAUCAGCCUGCAGCCUCUUGCCAACACAUCUCACCAGAAAUGGAGCUGCCUAGUCCCUCUCCAGACGUGGGGCAUUCUCCCUGUCCCCUGGAAGGGAUCAAGCCCCUGUGCUGCCUGCUUUGGGUGUGUAGGGAGAGUGGGGAAGGAGAGGGAGGCAUGGCAAGGGCUGCCCACUGCUGCCUCACAUAGACCAGGAAUCCUGUCCCCAAGCCCAGUUAAGUGGCUAAAGAAGUAUCUCAGCUGCAAGAAGGAUGUGCUAAGGGGUUGCUAGGUAGGGGUCUGGAUUUUGAGCUGACAUUGGCCCAGGGACCCCUUUGCUCUGACCUCUGCCAGGCCCCACACAGCAUCAAUGGAUCUCAGUGUUUGUUAACAAAAUACAAAGAUUUCAAAAAAAAACCCUUCUAGUUUCUCCUAGCAACAUCUGUGUCCCCAGAAACCUCUGGUCAUCCCCUUUCCCCCUCCCUCGGGCUGCCCUGGCACCAGAGUUGCUGCCACGCUGGCAUCUCAGCCUUGGGGCUUGUCCUUCUCCCCUGGAACUUCCUGGUACCUAGUUCUUUGCCAGUUCCUCCCAUGUGUGACCUUUCCAAGCCUUUCUCACCCUCCCUGCCAGCACCCUGUUUGGGGAGCAGGAACUUAAUCUGCUGACAGAGCUACACCUUUUCAUAGCAGGCUCAGAUCACUGCUCCCUGUGACCUUCGUAUUUGCUCUGCCUCUGUUCACAGGUCCAAUGUGGGGGAGGUGUUAGCUGGGUCCCUCCUGCUGCUAUCUCCCCAGGACAUCUUGGAUCCACCCUUUACCUCCUCCCAAACCCUGUACCUAGUUCUCAGCUACCCCCAGCUAACCAGCUCCAGUAUCUGGAGGCCCGGGGGCCAGAGACUGGGUAAGGGAGGGUGAGCAGGUCCCCAUGUUGGUGGUCCUGACAUUCCAAGGCCAGCUCUCCUUUGUCACCUGAAGGCCUUCUCAUGAGGCAUUGACACUACAGCACCUCAGGAACUGGGAAACUCAUGGAGGAGAUAAAAAAUUCAAACCUCCCUACUCCUGGGGUGAGGGUAGAACAGGAAGGGGAGGAGGGAGAGGAGUGUCCUUUGCACUGGCCUUGCUGCAGGAUGGAAUGGCAGCAGGGGAAUGUCACAGGUCAGCAGCCUGGGCCCCUGGCUAUAAAUAGUGCCCGAGGGCUCCUGUCAUGUCCAACAGAGGGUCUCAGCUUCCUGUGUGGCAGCACCUGGCACACUGUGGCUCUGGCUGGCAUUACGUUAACCCUCCCUUACUCCCCAACAAACCAGGGAGGUAGGCUCCUCUCAGCCACUAGCUCUUGAAAAGUCUUACCAGUGAAGGCCAGAGCUGUCUAGAUCAGGCAGCGGGAGUGAGGGGCACAGUCACCCCAGAUCUGGCUGGGCCCCGGUUCUGACACUCCCCAGGAGGUCAAAUUUGGGGCAGAAAGACAGCUCCUUUCCCAAGGCUGCAGCUGCGACCCUCUUAGAUAGUUAAAAAUCUUUGCCUGCUUUUGUUUACCCCACAGUUAACUGAAUGGGAGGCCUUCUAAAGGGCCUACUUGUAUACCCAAUAAAGCGUGGUUUCUCCAGAAACAA
Messenger RNA from Camelus dromedarius (Arabian camel), 2831 nucleotides. It is a transcript of the gene GPD1, whose product is annotated as glycerol-3-phosphate dehydrogenase 1. The record is from RefSeq and is a predicted model, not a curated record. The transcript is spliced from 8 exons. Gene Ontology annotation, molecular function: protein homodimerization activity; glycerol-3-phosphate dehydrogenase [NAD(P)+] activity; NAD binding. Gene Ontology annotation, cellular component: cytosol; glycerol-3-phosphate dehydrogenase (FAD) complex. Bases 18 to 1067 code for a protein of 349 amino acids. Lineage: Eukaryota; Metazoa; Chordata; Mammalia; Artiodactyla; Camelidae. Gene Ontology annotation, biological process: carbohydrate metabolic process; glycerol-3-phosphate catabolic process.